CAUUUAACCGUUACCUGUGGUGAUGUUCUGGUUUGUGGUUGUGAAUAGAUAUGGCAACUUCAGUUUCAGAGAUAGUUGGACUUGGAAGCACUUACAACAAUUGUAAGUUUUCUUGUUUCCGCCGAAAGGUUAAUGUUGUUACUUCACCAAACGCAUCACUUCUCUUCCCUGCAACAACUACAACGAGAUUGUCUAGUGUUGUUCCUCGAGCCCUGGAUCCCAAAAACGGAGAACAAAACUCUACUACUUCUUCAUUUCAAGAGGAUUUAGUGUAUGUGGCAAAACUAGUGAUGGGUUCUUUUGCUGGUGCGGGUGUGAUUAAAUAUGGUACUGGUGUUUUCCCUGAGAUAACUACUCCAAACCUUGUGUUGGCUCUUGUUAUCAUCUCAACUCCUGUCAUUGUUGCUGUUUUUCUUUUGAUAAAUCAAAGCCUUCGCCAGAAGACAUAGACACAUUGUUUACUUAUGAAUCAAAACAGUGUAAUUAUCAUUUCUUUGUUUAUUGCUCUGUUGAAUUUGCAUGAUUAUUGUCCAAAAGUGCAUCAAUAAUGCCAAAGAAUUUUGAUACA
Molecule: messenger RNA, 568 nt
Organism: Lathyrus oleraceus (garden pea)
Lineage: Eukaryota; Viridiplantae; Streptophyta; Magnoliopsida; Fabales; Fabaceae
Exons: 2
Coding region: 51-449 (132 amino acids)
Source: RefSeq, a predicted model, not a curated record